Porites lobata is the source of this 253-nucleotide messenger RNA. The record is from the annotation of a GenBank genome assembly. Lineage: Eukaryota; Metazoa; Cnidaria; Anthozoa; Scleractinia; Poritidae.
UUAUACCACCAUGCAUUGCCUGUGUAUUUAAGCAACGACUUAGAGGGCAUUCAGAAGCGUGCGCUGUCAAUAAUAUCUCCCGGCCUUCAAUAUGUUGACAACCUCACAUUGUACAACAUGAGUUCUCUUACGGACAGACGCAUUGAACGAUGCAACAAACUAUUUGAAUUAGUCGUACACUGUAUCUGAUUCUGCGCAUAAGCUGCACCAUCUCCUACCACCAAAGAAUGAUAGCAGGUAUAAUCUUCGAAAC